AUCAUGAGAUCUGGUGCAUGCCGAGGUCCCCAGGCUUGCAAGCUCGAGCACAGGAGCUUGCGGUGUUCGGUGUGAUGGCAUUGACAGUAUAGGAGCAUGCGAGCUGCAGGAAAAUCGCGCUUUCGGAAGCGGUGAUGGACAUUGAAGGCAUCCGAGGCAGAUCGGAGAGAAAUGACGCGGUCCUGCGGCCGAACUCCCCACCCGCACGAUUGUGGUCACGAACAACGCUAUAUCCAGAGCGUGCCUGAGCAUCUGCACUCAAUUGUUGCAGGCCAUCAUGACUGCCAACGAGAAGCCCAAGGUCAUUCUAUACUGGCUCGAGAAGUCUCGAGCUCAAGGCAUCCUCUGGCUGCUAGACGAGCUCAAGAUCGACUAUGAGGUCCAGGUCUUCCGUCGUGAGCCGACCAUGUUUGCGCCAGCGGACCUGAAGAAAAUUCAUCCGCUCGGCAAGUCACCGCUUCUGUCCAUCACGCCGGCCGGCGCCAGUGAGCCCAUCAUUCUCGCCGAGAGCGGCAAUAUUGUACAGUAUCUCUGCGACCACUUUGGACAGGACACGACAAUGAAGCCCAAGCGGUACCGGGAGGGCCAGGAGGGCAAGGUCGGCGGAGAGACGGAGGAGUUCCUGCGCUGGCAGUACUUCCUCCAUUUCAACGAGGGCACGUACAUGGCUACAUUGGUCCAGACGAUGCUCAUCAACGCACUCAAGAGCAGCCAGAUCCCGUUCUUCAUCCGGCCCGUGACGAGCAUGGUUGCACGCCAGAUGUUCAGCAUUGCCAUCCUGCCCAACAUCAAAGCGCAGCUGGGCCUGCUCGAGGAGCGCCUUAAGACAUCAGGCGGCGACUAUCUGUGCGGCAGCAACCUCACUGCCGUCGAUGUCUUGCUCUGCUUCGGCCUGAUCAACGCCCGGAAUGCGUUUGGGACAAUGGGCGACUUUGGCGGUGAGCCGAGCUCGUUGUACCCCAAGCUGCACGAGUACAUUGCCCGUCUGGAGGCGCACCCCGGCUGGAAGAGAUCGAUUGACAAGAUCAGCGAGAUUGAUUCUGGCGCGGGCAUCUACUUCGCUGCGCCGAGCUGAACGGCCAGCCGGAUAGGCGGUGGCCCGCCGCUCGUGGCGUG
Molecule: messenger RNA, 1116 nt
Organism: Microdochium trichocladiopsis
Lineage: Eukaryota; Fungi; Ascomycota; Sordariomycetes; Xylariales; Microdochiaceae
Product: glutathione S-transferase
Exons: 4
Coding region: 278-1075 (265 amino acids)
Source: RefSeq, a predicted model, not a curated record